AUGAGUCUCCCCUCCUACCAAUCGGCCACCUCAACCACUCCAGUGUCUCACACAUCACUGCCCGCAGCCAUGGCUCCUCCUCCGCCCUAUUUUGCGCCUCCCAAUGAAACCUUUGAGCUCCACCGUCUCCAACGACCAACGACAAUCGUCAGACCUAGACCGGGGUCUCCCGGCAUGGAUCCGAGACUUGAGCAGAGGCUACUCUCUCAAGCG
Molecule: messenger RNA, 213 nt
Organism: Mesorhabditis spiculigera
Lineage: Eukaryota; Metazoa; Nematoda; Chromadorea; Rhabditida; Rhabditidae
Source: the annotation of a GenBank genome assembly